AUGGCUAUCUCCUUAUCCUCCUCGGGGCUGACAAGGCUAACCACACAUGAUUCAUCGCCCCUCUUUGCAGACCAAAUCGAUGUGAAGACCCAAGAGAUCAAACCAUCCUCAGAUGAGACAUACUCGGACCUUCAAGAGCUCGCAGACGAUCUGCCUGAUUCAUCCCCUCGUUUUGUGCUGUUGAGUUAUCCGUUGACCCUGGCAUCUGGACGCCUCUCAGUCCCUUAUGUCCUGAUAUAUUACCUUCCCGUUAACAGCAAUCCGAACUUGCGUAUGAGCUAUGCCGGUGCCGUCGAGUUAUUCCGCGGUACUGCUGAGGUGAACCGUGUUUUGGAGGUCAGCGAGGCGGAGGAAGUCGUCGCGAUUGAGUCCAGGUUGAAAGGUGAAGACUAG
This is a messenger RNA of Exophiala aquamarina CBS 119918, 393 nucleotides long. RefSeq lists its product as uncharacterized. Gene Ontology annotation, molecular function: actin binding; Arp2/3 complex binding. Gene Ontology annotation, biological process: negative regulation of Arp2/3 complex-mediated actin nucleation; actin filament debranching. Gene Ontology annotation, cellular component: actin cortical patch. The transcript has 2 exons. The coding region runs from base 1 to 393 and encodes 130 amino acids. Lineage: Eukaryota; Fungi; Ascomycota; Eurotiomycetes; Chaetothyriales; Herpotrichiellaceae. The record is from RefSeq and is a predicted model, not a curated record.